Plasmodium knowlesi strain H is the source of this 1278-nucleotide messenger RNA. RefSeq names its product conserved Plasmodium protein, unknown function. Gene Ontology annotation, molecular function: uroporphyrinogen-III synthase activity. Bases 1 to 1278 code for a protein of 425 amino acids. The transcript has a single exon. Lineage: Eukaryota; Apicomplexa; Aconoidasida; Haemosporida; Plasmodiidae. Gene Ontology annotation, biological process: uroporphyrinogen III biosynthetic process. The record is from RefSeq and is a predicted model, not a curated record.
AUGCUUUAUGUGUCUUUGCUUUUCCUCACUCGCGUUGUAAUCCCUGUUGGCCUCAUUCAUGUGCUUCUCUUUUCCCAUCUUCCACAACUGUUGCGUCCUUCAUCAUGCUACCAACUCUGGAGUCCCAACAGUGACUCCCCGGGCAAACCCUUUUGCCUGAACAAAUUCGAAAAUUAUGAACAGUUCAGAAAAAAAAGCUCCCCUCUUUCUCCCAAUUUAAAAUGUGUGCAAGGAGCGGGCGCAAAUACAACAAGGGCUUCACCACGGGCGGAUAAAGCUAAAGUAUCCAUUCUGAUUACCUCUCCAGAGGGCGCCAAAAUUUACAGAUUUAUCACCAUACUGCUCAUCUACAACUUGGUAAAAAGAAAAUCGGAAGAAAAAUCACCUUUGGGGAGAAGUAUCAACGUGGAUGAUAACGACGCAGUAAAUGAUGUCCUGAGCAUCCCCAUCAUAUCCAUUGGCAAAUCCUGCAACGCUGUCCUAAACAAUGAUGGCACAAGAAGUGACCUCUGCGACAUGUUCCAAAAUGUUGUGAAAGAAUUCCCAAAGUGUAUAAUAAAUCAGAACGAUUUCCACCAACUUAACAAAACCGUUAAAAGUUUGAACAUCGUCUUCACCCCAAGCAAGGCCAAUUCUGUAACCCUCCACAGGGAAUUAACUGCCAAUUUCGAGAAACACAAAAAGGAAGGAACCCUCAACACAGAGAACAUUAUCUGGGUUGCAUCAUCCAUUAGCAAAUCCAAUUUUCACGAUAAAAAAAGUGAGUUCACCCCGUUCGGAAGGAAAGACGAGGACGAAGAAGAAGAAGAACGCAGCGGUCACCUAACCGUCACACGAAUUAACUGCUACGACACCAAAAAAGUUACAUACAAAAAAAACGAAAUGGAGAUUGAGAGAAAGUCCAUUAUAUGCCUCAUGAGCAACAGCACCGUGGUUUCCUUUUUCCAAAACUUUGGAAAUAAUUUUGCCGCCACCCUCUGCAUGGGAAGAAAUUCAUACAUGCUCGCAAAAAAACUAAAUUUCAAACAUGUCCUUUAUCCCGAGGACUCAAAAAUGGAAUCCUUCCUGAUCAUGCUAAUAAAGUUGUACAACGAAUUACGAGAUAAAUUCGGCACACAGUACGAUGUUGUGCUGACGCGGGAGAAAGGCAAAAAUGACUACUUGGUCAGAGCCCUCACUGCAGAACGGAUACCAUAUCGAGUUGUCCCAUGCAUAAGGACACACUAUCACGGGGAAGGGAUUCGCUUGCUUUACUCCAUCCUCUCAUCCAAUGUGUAA